CAGCGACUACCCCAAGCUCAAGCCCAAGCCCAGACCAAGAAAGGAUCAGGAUCAAAUCCCUAAUGCUUGCCACGCCAAACUAAACUUCAUCAGUCUCGACCCGCCAACUGAGACCGAAUACCGCAAUGCGCACGAAGCGAACAAGAACCGGAUGCUGGACCUGCCGCGACGCCGGAUAUAAAUGCGACGAACAGAAGCCGUUCUGCGGCCGGUGUCUGCGCCUCGAGAUCCGAUGCCAGGGCUACGGCGUUCGCUGUCGCUGGCGACCGGUUCGAACUCAGGGAUCGACAUCCAUGGUUCAGCAUCGGGGAGUUAAUGAAGCCACGGGACUGGAGCUGGGGUUGUGGUCUCCUGGUCUGUCCACGAGUGGACUGGCGAGCAGCGAGAAGAGGCUACUGCAUUAUUGGACGAAUACCCUGUCAGGCCUCUUAUCUGCAUCAGGCGCCCCGAGCGAACGCAAUCCCUUCGUCGUCCAUCUGGGCGCCAUGGUCCUCGAGCCUAGUGCCCUGCAGUCAAUCGUCUUGUGCAUGUCUGCAAACCAUCUGGCUCGUUCGAUGGACGACUCGUCCCUGCAAACAGAGGCAUACCGACACCAACAGAGCGCUCUGCGACGGUUACAAGUACUCGUCUGCGAUCCGGUGCAGAGCCAAGCGCAGACGACGCUGGCCGCCGUACUGAUGAUGCUAGUUGCCACGCGACUGUUCGACGAGGACGAGGGAGCUCACUGCGUAAACCAUCUCCAGGGUGCCAGCGCCAUGAUUGGUCGACGGUUUGGCAGCGCAGAGAUCCAGUAUACGCCUGCGGAGCGGUUCCUGCUGAGUCUCUUCUCGUACCAUGAUAUCCUGUCGUCUGUUUCCCGGGGCGCUCCGCCACUGGGGAAGUCUGUUGGGUUUGUCGCGGUGGAGGAUGUAGUGCGGUUACAGCGGAUUACUGCUGUGUUGCAUCUCGUUGCUCGCGUCAGUCAGUUGCAGCAGCUUAAGACAGAGCCCGGGUUCGAUGUAUGUUCCUUCCACGUCACAGCCGCGGCGAUCGAGAUAUCCCUACAUGGACUGGGCCCACUGUCCGAAACCCCCAAGACCAGCUGCGAAAGAGACACCGAGGCAACGGUCCAAGCAUACCGCCACGCCGCAUUCAUCUAUCUAUACCGCGUCUGGUUCGACGCCGGGGCCCCGACGCCCGCGACCCUCGAGCACGUCGAGCAGUGCCUGUCGGCGCUGGCUCAGGCCCUUCCGACCUCGCCGCUGGUGUCGGCGCAUGGGUGGCCGCUGUUCACGGCCGGCUGUGAGGCUAUUCUUCCGUCGCAGAGGGAGCUAGCACGAGAUCGGUUUGAGCAGAUGUAUGCUUCUCGGCGGUUUCCGUCUUUGCGGCGCAUAAAAGGGGAUAUGGAGGAGGUUUGGCGUCGGAAGGAUGCGGAACAACGCGUUGGGGGACUGGAUGGGAUGGCGAAGGUGGAUUGCAUUCAGGUGAUUCUACGGGGACGAGGGCGGGAGGUGAACUUCCUAUAAUCUUUUAGAUAGUUGUAUUUGCUUCUCGCGUAUAUCUACAGCGCAU
Messenger RNA from Aspergillus steynii IBT 23096, 1551 nucleotides. Its product is annotated as Zn(II)2Cys6 transcription factor. Gene Ontology annotation, cellular component: nucleus. The record is from RefSeq and is a predicted model, not a curated record. Gene Ontology annotation, biological process: positive regulation of transcription by RNA polymerase II. The transcript is spliced from 2 exons. NCBI's taxonomy places the organism in Eukaryota, Fungi, Ascomycota, Eurotiomycetes, Eurotiales, Aspergillaceae. Gene Ontology annotation, molecular function: DNA-binding transcription factor activity, RNA polymerase II-specific; zinc ion binding; transcription cis-regulatory region binding. The coding region runs from base 126 to 1505 and encodes 459 amino acids.